AGCUACAUUCGUGUUACUUUUUUCAUUCAAAUUUAGAAUUAGCACUGAUUGCUUGAUAACCCUUUAUGAUUUUAGCGGGAAAGAUCGGAACCUGAAUAUUGCUGAGUUAUUGUGUGCCUCUUGUAAUAGAUGGUUUCACGAAUCAUGUAUUGGGUACCAGUUGGGAAAGUUGGUGCCAUUUAUGACAAACUACUUGUUUAUUUGCAAGAACUGCUCACCAACUGGACUUGAAACUUUCAAGAGAACCAAGCUCAAUUCCCACAAAUGUGUUUGACGGCAAUAGCAAACUUGAGACAGGAGUCAGUGAAGGACAACAGCAACAGAGCCCUGUUCAGUAAGGAUAGAGAGAUCAUACCAUACAUAGACCAGUACUGGGAAGCAAUGACUACCAUGCCUAGAAGAGUUACUCAGUCCUGGUACGCUACAGUGCAGAGGGCCCUCAUAAAAGACAUUCAAGUACUGUUUACGUAUGAGGAGGACGCAAACCAGGGACCAAUGUUUGGGCUCUACAAUAUGGAGCUCACGGCUAUCAAGCCCAACUAUGAGGCUAUGAUUAAGCAAGGGCAGCUUAAAGUCACCGACAUGGGCAUUGCUACAAGUAAGUAAUGAUAAUAUUACUAGUUUUUAUCUU
Trichoplusia ni (cabbage looper) is the source of this 631-nucleotide messenger RNA. Its product is annotated as set1/Ash2 histone methyltransferase complex subunit ASH2-like. The transcript has 3 exons. The coding region runs from base 265 to 606 and encodes 113 amino acids. The record is from RefSeq and is a predicted model, not a curated record. NCBI's taxonomy places the organism in Eukaryota, Metazoa, Arthropoda, Insecta, Lepidoptera, Noctuidae.